This is a messenger RNA of Ochlerotatus camptorhynchus, 2016 nucleotides long. It is a transcript of the gene hb, whose product is annotated as hunchback. Lineage: Eukaryota; Metazoa; Arthropoda; Insecta; Diptera; Culicidae. The coding region runs from base 1 to 2016 and encodes 671 amino acids. The transcript has a single exon. Gene Ontology annotation, molecular function: RNA polymerase II transcription regulatory region sequence-specific DNA binding; DNA-binding transcription factor activity, RNA polymerase II-specific. Gene Ontology annotation, biological process: regulation of transcription by RNA polymerase II. The record is from RefSeq and is a predicted model, not a curated record.
AUGCAGAACUUUGACUCAAUCAUGUCCAGUUCGCUUGCCCAGCGGCAAUCGAACGGAGGCAGUUGGUACGACAUGACCAUCAAGUCGGAGCCAUCGGAUACUUCGAACAGCUACGGUCAACAAUACCCGAGUCAUCAUCAUCAUCACCUCCAGCAGCAGGAUACUCCAAUGUCCCAUUCCAGCCCAACGUCACCACAGAGCGUAGACAGCAUGGAUUCGAUGAGCGGUCGAAGUCAAUACUACGAUGUGAAGCCAACCAACGGAUUGAUCCACGGGUACAAUCCACUCGGGUUUAAUCCGUUAACUCCACCUGGAUACGCUGGAAUGUUCGUUCCAACCCAGCAGCAGCUAGCCAGGCAGACAACUCCAAACCGGAGCUAUGCGAAGCAAGACUCCGGUUACGUGUCAUCAACGCUCACGCCAACGCAUACCCCACCGAUGGACGUAACGCCACCAAAGUCCCCCAAGGAAGCUGCAGAGACUCCCGAGAAAGAUGACGAUCACGGUUCGGACUGUGAAGAGUCCUACGAUGGUAGUGAAGACGAAGAUGGAAUUCGAAAGCCUAAAAUAAACUCACACGGCAAGGUCAAAAAGUUCAAGUGCAAGCAGUGCGACUUCAUUGCGGUAACGAAGCUAAACUUCUGGGAACACACUCGAAAUCACAUCAAACCAGAAAAGAUGCUAACGUGUCCCAAGUGCCCAUUCGUCACCGAGUACAAACACCACCUGGAAUACCACCUCCGAAAUCACCAGCGAUCGAAGCCCUUCCAGUGCCCCAAAUGUACCUACAGCUGCGUCAACAAGUCCAUGUUGAACUCCCACAUGAAGUCCCAUUCCAACGUGUUCCAGUACCGCUGUGCCGACUGCAACUACGCCACCAAGUACUGCCACUCACUCAAGCUACACCUCCGGAAGUAUUCCCACAAACCGGACGUGGUCCUUAACCUGGAUGGCACUCCAAACCCCCUUCCCAUCAUCGACGUCUACGGCACCCGCCGAGGACCGAAAACCAAAUCGCAGAAAACCCAGAACGUCAAGCAAGAAACUCAACCCAACCAACCAGCCCAAAACCCACAAUCCCACCAAUCCAUCCCGAACCAAUCAGCCUUCACCCCUCCCAACGCUCAACCGACCAACCUGUCCCGAACCCUACUACCACACCAGCUCCUGCCGAACCCCUUAGCCCACAUGUUCAAGAGCGCCGCCUCCAACAACCUCUCCCUGUUCCCGUACCUGAAUCUUAACUUCCAGAUGUUUGCAGACCAGCAGGCCGCCAUGGCCCAACUCUCCCCCAACUUCCACCAACAGUUCUCCUCCAGCCUCACUGACAAGCUCACCAGCGAAGACUCCACCGAACCCCCCUCCAAGUGCUCCUCCAUCUCGACAUCCCCAACCACCGCCCCAACCACCACUUUGAGCGAGGAGCUCCUCAAGCAGAUCACGGCUGCCGCCGCCGAUAGCUCCAACCUUAAAUCCUCGGAAACUGACUCCGAACCCGCUCCUGCUCCGGAAGAACCCCCAACGCCGCAAACCCCAUCCACCAGCUGCACAUCCCAUCCGACAGCCACCAUCUCCGGAGCUGGUGGAAGUACCGGUAAGAACCGUCGCAAGGGCCGUGCCUUCAAGCUGGAACGACUGAGCGAAUUCACCAAAGCUCUGGAAACCGCACCGUCACCGAUGGACCAAUCGGACGAUGAACAUUCCAAUGGAUUUGAAAGGCAUCAGCAGCAGCAGCAGCAGCAGCAACAACCUCAACAACAACCACAACAACAACAACAACCAACGAUGGUCGAUUGUUCGGUGCAAACGACGCCGGUGGCGUCUCCCCCUCCACCGCCGGCGGCGGUCCGAACCUUCGAGUGCAAGUACUGCGACAUCAGCUUCCGGGACGAUGUCUUGUAUACAAUCCACAUGGGUUACCACGGAUACGACGAGGUGUUCAAGUGUAACAUGUGCGGCGAGAGAAGCGAAGACCGGAUCGGGUUCUUUCUGCACAUUGCGCGAAAGGCGCACUGA